Messenger RNA from Owenia fusiformis, 530 nucleotides. The record is from the annotation of a GenBank genome assembly. Lineage: Eukaryota; Metazoa; Annelida; Polychaeta; Sabellida; Oweniidae.
ACGAAAUGGCGGCACUUCCAUUACUCUUUUUAUUGUACCAGGGACUCGGACUUAUCAAGGUUUCAUCAGCAGGAACUCAAGCUGUAAGUCAAGAAUGUCAGAGGUUACCCUGUGGAGGUGACAAUGCAGUAGCAAAAGUGAUACAAUGUCCAAAAUAUCACGAGAUACAGAUACUACGAGUAAAGAAUAUAGCUGAACGAACGUGCGAUGGUAUCAAGAUAUGUGAAACACAAAUCCGUUACCCACAUAACAUUAAAAGAAAAUGCAAUAAUCGAAACAGAUGUCUAUUCGCGUCUUUGACAUUAGAGAAUGAAGGUGAAAGGUGCAAAACAUUUGAUGAAGAUGGGCGGAUCAUUUGGCAUAAAACAACAACCCAGGAGGUCUGCUACAACUGUCAUCCUUUGCCAACAACGACCCCAGGUUUCAUUUCACCAACUAAGGUGGACAACCAGUACUUAAAUGAUGAUGACUGUUCUUAUGGUGAUUUCUUGUUGGUACGACACAAUGACCACACGAACGAUAGGGACAUA